AUGGCCCUCGGUGAUGGAAGGACCGCACUUUUUUGGGAGGAUCGCUGGCUUGGCGGUCAGGGCGUCCGCGAGCUCGCGCCCAUGCUCUUUCAGUGCAUCCCCAAGCAGCGCCGGAAGACGAGAACGGUGGCGGAGGCCAUGACCAACAAUCGCUGGGCACGUGACAUCCAAGGUCUGUUCGGCCUUCCUGAGAUCGGUCAGUACCUGAAGCUUUGGCACUUGGUGCAGUAUGUCGAGCUGUCCAACGAGCCGGACAAGCUGCUUUGGAGCUGGACCACCAAUGGCACAUACACGGCCCAGUCAUGCUACCGGGCAACAUUCCAGGGAGCGAUGGACUGCCACUCCUGGAAGCUCAUUUGGAGGACCUGGGCACCACCUAGAGUGAAGUUUUUCAUUGGCUGGCUUGCCAAGAUCGCUGCUGGACCGUCGAGCGGCUCGUGCGCCGCGGCCUGCAGCACCACCCGCGAUAAUCUGAUGAUGUAUGUGAAUGUGUUCAACUAUGGCUAA
Molecule: messenger RNA, 507 nt
Organism: Aegilops tauschii subsp. strangulata
Lineage: Eukaryota; Viridiplantae; Streptophyta; Magnoliopsida; Poales; Poaceae
Source: RefSeq, a predicted model, not a curated record